AAAAAGAUUAUUUGUUAGGAGAAUUAAGGUUUAUUUUAAGUCUAUGCUCCUUUUAUGUUUUAACGAUGCCUAAAAAAUUUAAAAGUACAAUCCAGGACGAUGUCCAGCGUUUAUUACAAGAAGAAGAGGAGGAUUCUCUUUUGGACAGGAAACGGAAAAUUAUAACCAGCAAUGAAACUAAUAUUACUGAUUUUACUAAUUUUGACGAUUUUUGUUACCGAAAACCUACUUCUAGGAAAAAGGAUAAUAAGAACAUGAAAGCUGAUGAAGCUGACUUCACUAUAAAUAUUGGCUGCGAGAAAGAGACGCUGCCGUUUAAUGAGGAAGGCACCAGGAUUACAAGCUUUAGCAUGAAAGAAGAGCUAGAGGAGGGAUAUUUUAAUAAAGAAGGCGCUUAUGUGUUACGAAAACAAGACGACGAAGAAGGACCGGAUCCCUGGUUAGCCUCGAUCGACUGGAAUCAGGAAUCCUCUUAUUAUGUGAAGCAAACAGCUGUCGAAGAGCUUUUCGAUGAGAGCCACGAAGAAGCUAAUCUUCAGAAAGAUCUCAUAGAAAUUACCAACUAUUUGUUGGACAAUGAAACGGUCUUACAGGCUUUGAAAAGACUUCGCGGCCAGUCUUCUUCUAGAGAACGCCAAAAGACGAAAGGAUCUUCUGGCGAAAUGGAACAGUUCAUGCAACUGACAGCGCUGGCCGAUAAGGUCUUUGCUGCGGGCUACUACGAGAUAUAUUCUGCAACAAAAGAGAAAUGUUGCUGCAAAAUAAAUAAUGGAGAAACGAGUAAUAUCGCUGUUUCUGGUGGUGGCACUCUUACUUUUAGCUUUGACGAAGAACAGUCAACCGGAGGACAUGUUAAUAAUAGUAAAGUAUUAUGGUUUUACAAAUGGCGAGCAAGCGACGCGGAAGUUUAUGGCCCUUUCAGUACUUGUGCGAUGAGGAACUGGCAGGAAGGUAACUUUUUUACUUCGGAAGUCCAGGUGCGUAGAGAAGGCACCACCACCUUUUACCCUGUAGACCGAGUCGAUUUUGAACUUUACUUAUAAUGUUUUCUCAGACUUUAAGUUUGCUUAAGUAAACUCAUAAAUGGUGGAAGAAUAACUUUAUAUUUCACA
Molecule: messenger RNA, 1112 nt
Organism: Zophobas morio
Lineage: Eukaryota; Metazoa; Arthropoda; Insecta; Coleoptera; Tenebrionidae
Product: CD2 antigen cytoplasmic tail-binding protein 2 homolog
Exons: 13
Coding region: 66-1043 (325 amino acids)
Cellular component (GO): U5 snRNP
Molecular function (GO): protein binding
Source: RefSeq, a predicted model, not a curated record